GAGGGAGCCCCGUCUAGUGGAAGAGACGCGAGGGGCAGGGAUGUGUCCCAUCUACAGUCUGACCUACUCCCCUCCACGCCCCAGCGUCAGGCCACUCGUCCCUGCCCGUCGCACCUAGCCCCCUGAGCGCCGCUCCAUCCCUCCCUCCCUCCCUCCCUCCCCGCGGCACCGACGGAUGCGCCAAGCGAGGGGAGGGAUGCCCGAGUCUAGUUCUCUGUGGUCGUGGCUGUAAUCGCCGCUGGAAGCAGCGGAGAGAGAGGCAGAGAGAGAGGCGGCGGCUGGGAGCCGCAUGUGGAGGAUCGGCGGCUGGACGGGACCCUCACACCCACACCCACCCUGUCCCCGGGGCAGAUCUUUGCAUCAACUAGCUGCCGGGCGCUUCGCCUUUGCCGGUCCCGGAGCGGGACUGCGGACAGACGGACGGGAUGGAUUGGCAGAGGCGUCGCUGGAGUCGGGCUCUCUCGCCUGUCCGCCGCUGAAGCCCCUCGGAGCAGCGGGGGGAGUGUGUGUGUGUGUGAGAGAGAGAGACAGACAGAGAGAUACAGAGAGUGUGUGUGUGUGUGAGAGAGAGAGACAGAGAGAUAGAGAGAGAGACAGAGUGUGUGAGAGAGAAAGAUAGUGUGUGAGUGUGAGAGAGAGAGUGAGUGUGUGUGAGAGAGCGCACACCCCCUUCUGGAUCAAAGCGGCGUCUGUGGAGAUUGUUUUAACAUGAUCUGUGCAAACCUGCUCUUCAUUCUGAUCGUUAUAGAUGAGAUGCUGCAGUGUGUCGGUGACCCAGCGCUGGCAACGGGCUUGAGCGUGGACUGCGUGACGGCCAAUGAGCAGUGCGCCGCGGAGCCGAGCUGCAGCAGCCGCUACAGGACACUGCGCCAGUGUCUGGCUGGGAAAGCAGCCAUGCUCUUCGGACCCCAGGCCAAGAAUGAGUGCAUCGUGGCGGUGGUGGCACUGCAGCGCAGCACGCUCUUUGACUGCCGCUGCAAGCGUGCCAUGAAGAAGGAGAAGCAGUGCCUGGCCAUCUAUUGGAGUAUCCACCAGAGUUUGCAGCAAGGAGACGACCUCUAUGAAAGCUCCCCUUACGAACUGGUUAACUCUCGUCUUUCUGACAUAUUCCGACUCGCUGCUAUCAGCUCAGGAAUGGAGGCAGCGGGAGCGCGGGGGAACCAGUGCCUGGACGCAGCCAAGGCCUGCAACCUGAACGACACCUGCAAGAGGUACCGCUCCAUUUACAUCUCCACCUGCGUCAAGCGCACCUCCGCCACGGACAGCUGCAGCCGCCGCCGCUGUCACAAGUCGCUGCGGCAGUUCUUUGACCGCGUGCCGGCCGAGUACAGCUACCGGCUGCUCUUCUGCUCCUGCAACGACCCAGCCUGCGCCGAGCGGCGGCGACAGACCAUCGUGCCCGCCUGCUCGUACGAGAGCAAGGACAAGCCCAACUGCCUGGCGCUACACCAAACCUGCAAGACCGACCACGUGUGCAGGUCGAGACUAGCGGACUUCCUGUCCAACUGCCAGCCCUCCGCCCAGGCUGGGAGCGGCUGCUUCAGGGAAAACUACGCUGCCUGCCUGCUGUCUUACUCCGGACUGAUCGGGAGUGACAUGACGCCAAACUAUGUGGACACGGCAGACGUGGUGGUGGCACCCUGGUGCUCGUGCAGCGGCAGCGGCAACCAGAAGGAAGAGUGCGACAAGUUUCUCAACUACUUCAAGGAGAACGUCUGCCUCAGAAAUGCGAUGCAAGCUUUUGGUAAUGGCACAGAUGUGAAUUUGUGGAGGAGCUCCCUGCCCACCCAGACUACAACGCUACUGAAGUCCGACAAAACGGUGCAGAGCGCCCAGCCGUCCGAUCACAUCAAGGAAAUCACCACGGCAGACGAUGCCAACAUUCUCAGCAUAUGCCCGGGUCUGCAGGAUAAUGGGCCAAAGUUCAAUAUCUCCAAAGAGCAGAGACAUUGCCUUCCCGAGGCACAAGUCCCGACUCUGAAUCAGGACAAGAUUAAAGACAUGGAUAGAGUAACAAGCUACACAAACCCAAGGAAUGGGAACUCCUUUGGUACAUGUCUCUGUGCCAAUGUGGCCUGGGUGGCCAUUUCCAGUUUGGCCAUAACAAUCCUGACAUCAUAGGAGCCUCAAGGAGCCUAGAAGAAUUCAGGUUUCCACAUCCAUUCCGACUUAAUUGAGAAAUAUCCCCCCGGGGGGAGAGAAUGCAGACUGAAUUUUACUGAAUUUUAAAGAAGAGAGUGAAGGAGAGAGAGAGUGAGAGUGCGAGAGAGAGAGAGAGAGAGGGGGGGGGGGGGUGAAAAGUUGUGUUUGUUUGCUAAAAGUGUGUGACAAAGAGUUGUUUCCCAAACCAUAGGCUUAUCAUGGAAACAACGUUACAAACCGACUCGGACCUUGGCUCUUAAGUGAAGGAACUGCUGUCUCCAUGCACCGGGCUGGCUGCCCCAGCACUGUGUCUUGGCCCCCCUGGGGGAGUCACCUUGCUGUCACCUUGUUGGGCUCCAACCUCCAGAGCCUUGCGAUCUGAGCAGCGCGUGCCACGUCACAACAGCUCAGGUGAAAGGAAAGAAUUGUGAUUCCAAUUCAGCGAACCCCACUGCUGUGGGGCCCAUCAUGGUUGUGUCAAACUACAGUUCAGUUAAUCGCGCGCCUGUGUGUGUGUGCGUGUGUGUGUGUGUGUGUGAGUGUCUGUGUGUGAGCGUGUGUGCGCGAGUGUGUGUGUGUUUGUGUUUGUGUGUGUGUGUGCUUGAGUGUGUGUGAGCGUGUUUGUGUGUGUGUGUGCGUGGGUGUGCGCGAGUGUGUGUGUGUGCGUGUGUGCGUGUGUGUGUGCGUGUGUGUGCAUGUGUGUGUGUGUGCGUGUGCGCGAGUGUGUGUCUAUGUGCGUGUGCGCGCGCGUGUGUGUCUGUUUCCCGCCAUCCAUCGACCACAGACCCCUCUGUGAUUGGGGACUCCCUGGUGUGUUUGAGCUCACACUGUUUUCUACACCCAAUAUCAUUUAUAUCUAGAACAUAUGAGUUCUGUCCAUGUGAAAAAUGUUUCUCCCUUUGUUUUCCAACUUUCUAGACGAGUGUCUCAUGCAGUGGUAGAUGUACACCCUAGCUUGCUAGGCUUCUGCAAGCUUCCUGGUUAAUUAUACUGUCAAUGUAUAGUGUAUUAUUUCAAUGACAUAAACAGGAAUAUAUCUAUAACAAGAAAAC
This is a messenger RNA of Amblyraja radiata (thorny skate), 3194 nucleotides long. It is a transcript of the gene gfra2b, whose product is annotated as GDNF family receptor alpha 2b. The coding region runs from base 709 to 2121 and encodes 470 amino acids. Lineage: Eukaryota; Metazoa; Chordata; Chondrichthyes; Rajiformes; Rajidae. The transcript has 9 exons. Gene Ontology annotation, molecular function: signaling receptor activity. Gene Ontology annotation, biological process: nervous system development. Gene Ontology annotation, cellular component: external side of plasma membrane; signaling receptor complex. The record is from RefSeq and is a predicted model, not a curated record.